Ostrinia furnacalis (Asian corn borer) is the source of this 1842-nucleotide messenger RNA. Its product is annotated as phenoloxidase-activating enzyme. The transcript has 8 exons. Lineage: Eukaryota; Metazoa; Arthropoda; Insecta; Lepidoptera; Crambidae. Bases 110 to 1384 code for a protein of 424 amino acids. The record is from RefSeq and is a predicted model, not a curated record. Gene Ontology annotation, biological process: proteolysis. Gene Ontology annotation, molecular function: serine-type endopeptidase activity.
UCACGGUCAACCGCCACAGCUCCGCCGGCCGUCGACCGCCGACGACGCGUCAAGGAAACGUUUUGUUUAUUGUGUUUUGUGUAAUGUUACUGUGAUAAUAACAUCAAAAAUGAAGCUUUUAAUAUUUGCAUCUGCGUUGCUUGCAGUUGCGUGCUAUGUCAAUGGACAAUCCUGCACAACUGCGACCGGUGACAGCGGAAGCUGCGUGACUAUCCUCAAAUGCCCGUCGCUGCUGCAGGUCAUCAACAAACCGAACAGGACGCCGGCUGACUUGGACAUGCUCAGGAAGUCAGCGUGUGGAUUCGAAGGAAACACUCCUAAGGUUUGCUGCCCCUGCCACACACCGUACGGCGAACCAGGGAAAUGCGUCGGCAUAUACUCGUGUCCACACAUCGCUAAUCUACUGGCGCCGCCAGUGACCGCUCAGAGCAUGUUGUUGGUUCAAGCCUCGAGAUGUGAAGGUCCCGACGCAUACAGCGUGUGCUGCGGGCCUCCUCCAGAAAGCAUCUCAAAAGGCGCUUGUCAGUCGAGGCUGAGCGCCUUCCCUCCCGACCCGAGGACUGAGUGCUGCGGCCUCGACGGCGGAGCAGAUAACAAGAUCACAGGGGGCACUGCGACUACAGUGGAUCAGUACCCAUGGCUGACGCUCAUCGAAUACCUGGGCAAGGACAAUAGGAUCAAGCUGCUCUGUGGCGGAGCGCUCAUCAGCAGCAGAUACGUCCUCACAGCCGCCCACUGUCUUGCCGGGGCUGUUCUGAACCAUGGCACACCGAAAAACGUUCGCCUCGGAGAAUAUGACUCGAGCCACGACGGGCCCGACUGUGUACCCGUGGAGGGAGGUGGUGAGGACUGCAGUGAGGGUGUCGUCAUCCUCCCCAUUGAGAAGACCAUCCCCCACGUCGAAUACAACCCUGUUACAAGGCGUCACGACAUCGGCCUUAUUAGGACGCAGCAGGCUGCUCCUUACACAGACUUCAUCAGACCCAUCUGCCUGCCAGUCGUCGACAUCACGGUGAAGCCGCCGCCCAACUUCAAGCUGUGGGCGGCCGGCUGGGGCGCCAUCAACACCACCCACUCCAAGAGCACGAUUAAACUUCACGUCGAUUUACCAUUUGUGAGCCAGAGGGAAUGCCAACCGGCUUACAGCGUUGCAAGACGUCAAGUCGCUUUAUGGGGCGGCCAGAUGUGCGCGGGAGGUGAAGCUGGAAAGGACUCCUGCAAGGGAGACUCCGGAGGCCCUCUCAUGUUCGAGAAUGGAAAGAUAUACGAAGUGCUUGGAGUAGUCAGCUUCGGACCGACCCCGUGUGGCAUGGAAGACAUCCCUGGCGUGUACAGCAAAGUUCACUCGUAUCUCGACUGGAUAAAGGGCAAUAUUCAGCCUUGAAAUACUUCAUCAAAUGCUUCGGAGAAAUAGAAAUAUUGUGACCUAUGGAAAUUUGCUUAAAAUGAGAUAAACAUUGCAAUAUUUGUGAUCAAUUCGUACUUUAUAUCAAUUGCAUUUUGAUUAUUGAUAGCUUUAUCUAAUAUUGAAGUUACCGUUAAAGACAUUAAGACAUUAUAAUAAUUAUUAUGAAUUGAUCUCAAAUUGCAAGGCGCAAAUACUUUUGACUGACUGAUUGAAAUUAUGAAUGAUUGAAUUUAUCAAAGUUUAUAGUACAAGUUUGUGGACUGCCUAUUUCAUGAAACGUCUAUAGAAUCCUUCAAACUCGGUAAUUUUCUUCUUCCUUGUGUGUGUCUCAAAAUGAUUCUCAAAAUGCUUAAUUUACUAUUUAAUGCUCAAUGAUGUAGACUGGUGAAUAAUAAUGUAAGCACUUUCUGUUGUGACCACUAAGAGUGAGAGAU